AUGGAUGUAAUGUUGUUUGUCGAUCUCAUUGGGUGGCGUCGACCGCGUCUCGUCGGGCCGUUUUUCACACCUCUUUGUACGCUCUUUGUCUCUUUGUCCGUUCUGCCAAAUGACCAAACCAAUCGCAUGAACAUGCUCCUGGCACUGCUCGUGGUCUCGACAUUCUUGGCCAAGUCCCAGGCUUCAACCGGAUCUAAUCAGUGAGUUUUUUUUAUUCAAAUAUAAUUUAUGUUUUAUCAGAAUAAAUUGAAAAUAUGCUAUGAACCAAACUUAGAUAUUGGACUGGCUAAGACCGCAUAAUAGUCUUUAUUUUUGAAAAAAACGAUAAUAUGUGGUAGAAACUUUGAGAACGCAUUUAAAGAGAAUUAAAAAAAUAAAACUUUCAGGCAGGGACUUCAAUUUUUCGAGUAAUGGACAAAUCUGAAAAAAAAAUUUUUUUUUCAGGCAGAGAAAUAUAAUCCUAAUAAUAACUGACGAUCAAGAUGUCGAGCUUGGAUCUAUGCAAUUUAUGCCCAAAACCUUAAAACUCAUCAAAGAAAAAGGCGUCGAAUUCACUUCUGGGUACAUAAAAGCGACAAUUCAUUCAAUAUGUUGUUUUUUUCAGAUAUGUAACAACCCCAAUAUGUUGUCCGAGCAGGUCGAGUAUUUUGACAGGAUUGUACGUUCAUAAUCAUAAUAUCCAUACGAACAACCAGAAUUGCUCAGGGCCUGAAUGGAGGUAGAGAAAACAAAUUUAUUCAUUCAUGUAUUUGUUUCAGGAGAUAUUUUGAGAAAAAGACGUUUGGGGUGUACCUUCAAAAUGCUGGAUAUCGAACAGCCUACAUGGGGAAGUAUCUCAACGAAUAUGAUGGGUUUCUUAUUCAAAAAAAGAAAAUAGUUUCAAAUUGUGAUCCUGCAGAUCUUAUAUUCCACCUGGCUGGAACGAAUGGCUUGCAAUAGUGAAAAAUAGCAAAUUCUACAACUAUACAGUCAAUGAAAACGGGCAAAAAGACAAGUACGGGUUUUUGUACGAAAAGGUAAGAUAAAUAAUUGUGAAGAGUUGGAAAGUCAUCAUUUCAGGACUAUUUCACAGAUUUAGUGACGAACAAGUCUUUGGACUUUGUGAGAGACCAUUUCGAAUCCAAACCGUGGCAGCCGUUUGCACUGGUCGUUUCUUAUCCAGCACCUCACGGUCCUGAAGAUCCUGCUCCGCAACAUUCUCAUCUUUUUGAGAAUGUUUUCACUCACAGGUUCGUAUCAAAAUUUAUUGAAUGAUUAAGCCUACUGACCUGGACGAUCUUAGGAACUCCAGAGUGCUCCCUAUAGAGGAAACCUUAGGGGCCCUUGGAGAGUUCCCUCUAGGGACCGCUUUACCAACCCCUAUAGGGGCCACUAAAGCUUGCAAGAGGGGUCUUUAUAGGGUUUUAGUUCAUGGCCAUUAUAGUGGUCAUGCUCGUCGGUAAUUGUUAUAAACUCAAUGCGAAGAAGCAUGCAAAAAACUUAAUAAAUAAGAGUUUUUUGAAUAAAGUUGAAAGACCCCUAUAGAGGCCACUUGAGCUUUAGGGGCUAAGGGAUCAGAUCCUGAACCCUAUUGGGAUCACCUUAAUUUUAUCCCUAUAGGGACCACUUUUUCGGCCCCUAUAUUUCAAAGAACUAGACCAUCUUCCAAUUUUUCUAUAUGCUUCAAAAAAAACUCCAUUUGACAAUAAAGAAGAUUUUUUGAAAAGUCAUGAUUUUCUUAUUAGAAAAAUGAACUUGGAAACAAAGUUUUCAGACCCUUUCUUUUGGAGAUUUCACUAAAACUAUCAUACUCACGAAACCUUCUGACAAGCUAUAUAAGCCUCGAAAUGCGCAAAUUUAAGAACGGACUCAUGGAACCAUGCUCCGAAUCCCGACAAGCAAUGGCUUCUCCAGAGAACUGGAAAAAUGUCUCCGGUACACAUCGCCUUUACGGACAUGCUGCAUCGGAGAAGGCUCCAGACGCUGCAGAGCGUUGAUGAAGGCGUUUACAGAGUCAGUUUCAUCUUUUAAAUGAUAAUGGUAUUAAAAGAAACCACAGUUUUAAUCUAACCGAUUUUCUUGUUUUCAAAUUUCAUCGUGCUCCAAAAUUGAAAAAACCGAAGGCUGAGCAGAGACUAUUUAAAAUCCGUGGCAGAAUUUUUCGAAAGUUAAGGUUAUUCAGUAUAGUUCAUUCAUGGCUAGCUUGGGACGUAAAAAAACGUGGCCUGUCUGCGCUCUCCUCUAUCCAGGCACUGUCUAUUUUCUCAUCGUGUCAAGACCCAUUUAUCGAUAGCUUAAGCCUACCGUGAACCAGCUUUAUUUAACCUCCAUUCCGCUUUAAAUUCCGAUUUUCAAAAAAACUCUUGUAGAUAUUCGGUUUGUUGCGUGAAAUGAAUCAGUUGUCCAACACCUAUGUGAUGUAUACAUCGGACCACGGUUAUCAUCUCGGACAAUUCGGACUUCUCAAAGGCAAAAACAUGCCCUACGAGUUUGACGUCCGAGUACCUUAUUAUUUACGUGGGCCGGGAGUACCUAGAAACGAGACGUGAGCCAUUUCGAGUUUUCACAGUUGGAAAACUAUGAUUUGAGUGAAGAUGUGAAGAAAUCGUGACCAAUCUGGAUAUUGGUCCUACUUUGCUGGACAUUGCUGGAUUGCGAGUUCCGAGGAAAAUGAACGGGAGAAGCAUCUUGGAGCUUUUGAAGAUCAAAAAAGGUCUGACCCCAUUUUCAGAAAAAAAAAUUCCUUUUAAUUAGGCGGUCGGAAAGCGAAGAUGAUAGCUCCUUGGCGGGAUACCAUUCUGAUCGAAAGAGGGUUGGUUUUGUGACUUCAGUCCCUUUUUAUCCUUUAUUUCAGCAAAAUGCCAAAACUCAAGAACAUUGCGGAUCGAUGGAAGAAGCAAAAAUCAAAGUUCAAUAAAGAACUCCGAUUGUCGAGAGAAUGUCGAAAAAGGAAAUGGCAGAGAGACUGUGUGGAUGGCCAGGUUUGAGUUUUCAUAUUUUUGCAAAGGAAAUUUUUCGUAAUACAGCUUUGGAAGUGCUAUAAAACGGACGACGAGAAAUGGAGGAUAUACAAAUGUCGUGAAAACUGGAACCUGAACUGUCCCUGUGAACGAUCAUUUGAAAGAAUGAAGAGGGGUAGUUAUAACUUCAGCAGAACUUUUCGAAAACAUGAAAAAUUUCAGAACUUGACGAUGAAGAUGAGUUUCUGAUGAACGCUGCGGAAGAAGAACUUCAAGAAGAUUCAUUUUGGUCCCAAGGCGGUUGGCAAGAAUCUGACGAAACCUUUGUGAGUUUAUUUUAAAUCUGAGAAAGAUCAUUUGCUAUUUUUCAAGGAAUAUAACGACCACCAAGUGAAAAAGCGACACAUCGAGAGUAAAUGCGACUGCUUAAAAAAUUCGACUCACCCAAUGUAAAUGCACUUUUUUUCAAUUUCUGAAAGUUUUAAUUUCAGAAAAUAUCGGUUUCUGAAACGAGGUAGGAAGCUUGAUUUCAUGAAGAUACCUAAAAAGUUGGUGAAGUGUCUGAAUUUAUUUCCCAAGCAAACAGUUUAGAAACAUCGGGAAUAGCAGAAAGAAUUGUUCAUUGCCUCAAAUGAACUGCUUCAUCCAUUCUCCGUUCCACUGGAGGACGCCUCCACUGUGGCCAGUCGAGUUUGGAGAGUUCUGUUUCUGUCAAAACUGUAACAAGUGAAUUUUUCGCUUCGAAAUAGUAUACAACUCCAUUUUUCAGCAACACCUACUGGUGUCUUAGGACAAAAAACGCCACGGAUAAUUUUUUGUAUUGCGAGUUCGUGACAGGAUUCAUCAGUUAUUACGAUAUGAACGUCGAUCCUCAUCAGGUGAGCUUUAUACUCCUAAAGACUCAGUAAGGAAGUCAUUCAGAUGUACAACAUCGUCUACACUCUCGACGUCGUAGUUUUGGAAAAUUUGAGUGAACAGUUGCGUCGUCUUCGAAAGUGCAAAUCAGACAACUGCGAUAAGUUGGGGCUUCCAUCAUGGAGAUCUUUCAAGACUAGCCCUUCCCGUACUAGGAAAAAAUCCUAA
Messenger RNA from Caenorhabditis auriculariae, 4022 nucleotides. Lineage: Eukaryota; Metazoa; Nematoda; Chromadorea; Rhabditida; Rhabditidae. The record is from the annotation of a GenBank genome assembly.